AGACAAGGAACACGACGACGAGGAAGAAGAAGCCACAGAGUUCCCGUUUCAUUGCUGUUUGUUUCUCUGUUUUUUCCCUCUCCCAUCUAAAAGUAAGUGCCAAGCUGAUCAGCAGGAGGAGAAGAGUCUGACAGAGCAGCAGAGGAACAUUUUCAGCCAUCUGGACUCAGCUGAGUCACUACAGAGAAAACAAUGAGCUCAACACAGAAGGACCAACAUGGAGCGAGACAUCAGCGCUCUCAGGAGGCCGACAAACCUCACAGAAGAAAGAGAGAGAAAACAUACACCUCUGACGAAUGUGGGAAGAGUUUUACUUUAAAAGGUUCACUAAAACAUCAUCAGGUCAUCCACACUGGAGAGAGACAGUUCAGCUGUGACUUGUGUGGAAAGUCUUUUUCCAUGAAGGGUUACCUAAAACAACACCAACUCAUCCACAGUGGAGUUAAAGCGUACACCUGUGAUCAGUGUGGCAGAGCUUUUACUCACAGUAGCUACUUACAGAAUCAUCUAGUUACCCACUCUGGAAUUAAGGCAUACAGCUGUGACAUUAGUGGAAAAACUUUCAGCCGGCAAGAACACAGAAAUAUACACAUUCACACCAGACACGAUGUGUACUGCUGCGAACAGUGUGGCAAAUACUUUGCUACAGUUGCACAUUUACAACAACACAUGUUUACCCACACUGAGGAGAGACCUUAUAAAUGUGACCUGUGUGAGAAGACCUUUAAAUCUCCACGUAACCUGAGAGAACACCAACAGAUCCACACCAGAAAGAGACUCUACAAGUGCAGUUACUGUGAGAAGCAGAGCGACACAGAUGGAUCCAGUUCUCAACCCUGUCAUCACUGUGGGAAAGACUUUCGUUGUGACCUUUGUGGAAAAACUUUCAGUCAGCAAAAGACCCUAAAAAGACAUCAACGUAAACACACUGGAGAAGAACUGAAAUACUGCAAAGAAUGUGGGAGAAGCUUCACCACAUCAACUGAGUUAAAACGACAUGAACUGAUUCACAGUGGGGUUAAAAAGCACCUUUGUUAUCAGUGUGGGUCAUCUUUCACCUCUGCAAGUAAGCUUAAAUCACACAAACGAGUCCACACAGGAGAGAAACCAUACAAGUGCAGACACUGUGACAAAAGCUUCUCACAUUCAGGUAAUCGUAACAAGCAUGAACAUACACACAUGGAAGGAAACUACAGCUGUGACCAGUGUGACAAGAGCUUCAGGAAUCUCAGUUCAUACUCCGAACACAAACGAUCCCACGUUACUAAUAAACUGUUUCACUGUUACCAAUGUGCCCAAACAUUCACUUCAUUGUCUGCUCUGUGCAAACAUCAGCGUGAUCACUCAGGGCUGAAAUCACUCCCAUCGCAGUGAAUCUGAAGAGACAGAAAGAUCCUCUGGUUUCAGUGUUGGACUUAAAAAGCUUGAGAUCAGGCUCCACAGAGUUCAGAUACAAUCAUUUAAUCUAGGGGUGGGUUUUAAUAAUCGAUUCAUCAAUAAAAAUCGAUUUUGGCUUGGAUAAUGUGAUAUCGAUUCAUUGAAAUCUUGAAUCGAUUUUUUUAUAUAAAUGUAUUUUGUCCAAAAUUCCAGAAUCUCAGGUGAAAUGUCACUAAAUUUUGACAACCACCAAAAAUUUAAAACAGUAAAUGAGAGCAGGUAGACGUCUUCUGCACAAAGACGUAAACACAAAGCGCGGACCCACAGAUCAGAAUCAGUGAGAUGUCGCCUUUCUCACCCGACUGCACGGACACGGUCGGGGCUGAAAGCUGACAGCUCGCUGAUUCUGAUGUUUCGGCGGGUCCGCGCUUUGUGUUCACGCCCUUUUUGCGCUGAUUCUAAAGCUGUUGUAUCUCUCUCCAAACAAUAUUGACCGAACCAGCGGCAAAAGAAGAUCCAAACUACGCUUCACAUAAACAUCGUCAUGGGCUCUCUCUCUCUCUCUCUCUCUCUCUCUCUCUCUCUCUCUCUCUCUCUCUCUCUCUCUCUUUCUCACAGUGUACUUCAAGAACAGUUUCCCGUCCAUCCCCGAAAUCUGUUUUCUGCAUUAUUCGCUUGAUUGUUACGCACAAGACUACCAUUAUUUACAGCGCUGUCGGCCGAUGUCUUUUUUUCCCCUUUUACUUACUAGGGACUAGUAAAGCGCUAUUGAAAUACAGGCCAUUUACCAUUUACUUCCGAAAAGAAAACCUCAUUUCUGCCAUUCAAUAGGCUUCUGAACAAAUUUAAACUUUUUAAAAUUAUACAAAAUGCAAAACGCUUAGCUGUGUCUCUAAUAAAACCGCUGUAACUUCAGCGGUAAUGUUCAUAUGUUGAUUAAUGGUUUUCUUUCGUUUUUGAUGUACUGCAGAAUAUUUUUAUAAAAUCCCAGGCCAGGAAAAUCACCUUCAUGUUUUUCUGUGUUUUAUCUUCAGCUACUUUGACACAAAGGCAUCUGCAAUGAUGCUUACACCUUUAAUAAAGUCUGGAAAGUGUCAGCUUCCUUUUUAUAGAUACAAAAAUAUGUAAAUGUACUGAUCUGAAUUAUAAUAUUUCUGACUGUCUGGGGCAAAAUUUCCUAGAUUCAAAUAGAAUUGAAUCGAAUCGUGAAUCGAAUCGUGGAUCGAAUCGAUUCUAGAAAUCGGUGACGAUACCCGGCCCUAAUUUAAACUUGUGUUGAACUGAACUGGUUCCUGGGCUGAACUUCUAGAUAAUACAGAAUUUUGUUUUACUGAGUCAGUUUUGUCAUUUUUUUCUCUCCUGGUUUUGCUCGUCUGUAAAUAAUUGAAGCUCAGUCAAAUAGUUCAUUGUUCUCCAGCAAAACGUUUUGGAAACUCAUGUUUAACCUUUAAAACUCUGACAUGUUUUAGCACACAAGGCUUCAUCAGGGAGUUCACUCAUGAUUGGACCAUGAGAAUAAAGGUUUUUAGUUCUUUCAAAGAGAGUCUUGGAGCUGUUUGAUGUUUUUGUUUUUUCUGAAACCACCUGAAAGAAAAACUAUUUUUCUUGCUUUAUGUAGUGUGGAAGUUUUUAAUGUUUCUUUCAUCUGUGAUGUUCUUGAAUGUGUUCACAUGAAGAUGGUACAA
Messenger RNA from Pelmatolapia mariae (spotted tilapia), 3062 nucleotides. Its product is annotated as zinc finger protein 184-like. Gene Ontology annotation, molecular function: DNA-binding transcription activator activity, RNA polymerase II-specific; RNA polymerase II cis-regulatory region sequence-specific DNA binding. Lineage: Eukaryota; Metazoa; Chordata; Actinopteri; Cichliformes; Cichlidae. Gene Ontology annotation, cellular component: nucleus. Gene Ontology annotation, biological process: regulation of transcription by RNA polymerase II. The record is from RefSeq and is a predicted model, not a curated record. The coding region runs from base 193 to 1374 and encodes 393 amino acids. The transcript is spliced from 4 exons.